AUGAGUCUGAAGAAUGAGAUAAUUUCCAAGGUUCUACUCACUACGGAGCAGUAUAAAGGGAGUUUUGCUGCGUUUCGUACAGCAGUCUUGCAGAAUGAGUAUACGAGCACCAACCCGAAUUUCUCCCGCCUAUUGAUAUGGAAACUGUGCUUUCUCACCGAAACACUUAACAUUCCUUCAUGGGAGCUGAAGCUCCUGGCCUCGAGGGCAGUGUAUCAGCUGCUUAGGAGUAAUCCAGAGAUGAAUGUUCCGUGGCAUAAACUAGACAAGGACAACGAGUUCUAUCAACCGAAUGCAUCAAAACUGAUACCCAAUACCGUGGCACAUCCUUUGACGCGCAUACAUGACGUCCAAGAUGAUCCGUUGAGUGCCAAAACCGCUCCUGAUGAUUUGCAGAAGAAGAACAACCCAGUCCAAACGGAUUCGGAGCUAUUGGACGCCAUUAUUUUAGACGUACAGCGUUUGUUUCCAGGCGAGGAUUAUUUCCAUAACGGUCUGGAUGCGGCUUUUGCUGCAAAGCGUCAACUUAUCACGAUCCUAUAUAUAUGGUGCAAAUGUAAUCCUACUGUGGGCUACAAGCAGGGAAUCCAUGAGAUUUUGGGCUUGAUUUACUUAAACAUGAUUAAGGAAUCAGUUUCUCUAACAAAUACGACCGAUUGCACGGCUGAUGACAUGAUGAUCCUCUCUCUCUACAACCUACAAUACUUGGAGCACGACCUCUUUGCGCUCUUCAACCGGUUUGUGGUGUCAAGUGGGAUUGUGGCUGCGUUCUAUGAGACAGAGCAACUGCUCAUGCGAUCCAUUGAGUCCUUCAAUGGCCUUCUCAUGAAGGUAGACCAGCUUGUGCACUAUAAUCUCAUCACCAAACUUCGGCUCGAUACGCCGCUCUGGAUCAUAAGAUUCUUGAGACUCCUUCUUCUUAGAGAGCUCAGUAAUGAUCUAGAGGUUGCCUCUCUGCUUUGGGAUAAACUUGUCGCUGCAGAGCUGGAGAAACCUAUUGGUCAGACGUGUCUCUCAGAUAUGAUCAUCUGCAUGAUAGUGGUGAUGCUUGUACAUUUGAAGACCGAGCUCAUGCUCUGCGACUUCUCUGAAGCACUUUCUUUACUUCUUCACUAUCCGAUCACGACAAAAAUGACAGUGUAUCCAGACUUCAUGAACCUCCUUUUUCGAGACGCUCACAACCUCCACGCGCUCCGAGACAAGGACCUCAAGCUUUAUGAGUACGGAAUCAAGUUGAAUAAAAUGUACAAUUCCAAAAUCAAAGUGAAUUUUGGAGCGUCUAAUGGUUCUACACCAUCCAGUCCUGGCGUUCUUUCACCCAAAGCCUCCCUCGAAAUGCCUUCGAAAGCCGAUACCAGAGCAGCCAAACUGAAAUUUGAGAAGAACAGACUCGAGAUGCGACUCAAGAAAAGGGCUCAAGAAAUGAUAAAUCAAUAG
Molecule: messenger RNA, 1437 nt
Organism: Australozyma saopauloensis
Lineage: Eukaryota; Fungi; Ascomycota; Pichiomycetes; Serinales; Metschnikowiaceae
Exons: 1
Coding region: 1-1437 (478 amino acids)
Biological process (GO): activation of GTPase activity
Molecular function (GO): GTPase activator activity
Source: RefSeq, a predicted model, not a curated record